Lytechinus variegatus (green sea urchin) is the source of this 2270-nucleotide messenger RNA. RefSeq names its product UDP-glucuronosyltransferase 2B1-like. Bases 328 to 1926 code for a protein of 532 amino acids. The record is from RefSeq and is a predicted model, not a curated record. Gene Ontology annotation, molecular function: UDP-glycosyltransferase activity. The transcript has 4 exons. Lineage: Eukaryota; Metazoa; Echinodermata; Echinoidea; Temnopleuroida; Toxopneustidae.
UGGAUGAAAAAGUUACCAGUGACUCCUCAUGCGAAUAUAAAUCAACUUCUGUCACGCUUUAUACUCGUGAUUUUGGUAUGAAGACAAUUAACCAAUGCGCACACUUCUGCUUCUAUCUGAUUUACUGGACACCUCUUUUGUGUCUGAUGAAAGGUAUUCAAGCAUUUAAAAAAAAACGUCUAUGACGCUGUCAUAUUUUUGUAGAUCUACAGAAAAGGACUCCUGCCAUGCCUGUUGGCCGUGUUGAGGUUUUAGGCUCCGGUUUCUUGAUAAUUGCAUUUUGAUACUUUACUUUUGAAAUAAAUUACCUAACUAGUUAUUUUCACAAUGAAGGUUUUCAAUUUAAUUUUUGUCGGUUGCUUUGUCAUCGUUUUCGUCGACGUUGUCCAACCAGCAAACGUCCUUCUCAGUGCCGAGUACGGUGCCGGUUCUCACUUUUUACUAUUCGCCAAGAUGGGGGAAGAGCUGGUUAACAGAGGACACAACGUUACUUUCCUGAUUGGCCAAGCUUAUGCAUAUCGCAUCCAUCAAGCUCCGUACAAAGAUCUCUUCAACUUUGUAAUUAUUGAUCACGCACGACCUCACUCUGAAGUCCUUGGAGCCUUUAAGAAAUUUGGCGGGCUCUACUCUCACUCGUCCAUUGCACAAGUCUUCAGUUACGAAGAUGCGAUCCGUGAUGUUUAUCUGGAUGAUUGUCGGAAGGUGCUCGCCGAUGACGCAUUGACGUCUACAUUGGCACAUUCAAAUUAUGACAUUGUCGUAUUCGAUGUGAUUUGGAUGUGCGGGGCUCUGAUUGCACAAAAACUAACCAUUCCUUCGGUGGCAGUCGUGGCCGGACUCGCAAUGCAGACGGCAUACCCGUAUGCAGGAAUUCCGAUAAAUCCAGCAUUCAUGCCGAUAGUAUCUACUGGAUUCUCCAAUCAUAUGAACUUCUUUGAACGCCUGGUCAAUCUCUUUAUGGUUUGGAUGGUGCACUAUGGACAAGGCACUCCAUAUUAUACCGGCAAACACUUCAGCUCGAUCAAGGACGAGUUCAACAUUAGGCCCGAUUUGAGCAUGGAUGAACUCCUCAGUGAGGUUGAUAUGUGGUUUGUCGCAAAUGAUUUCGCCUUGGAAUUUUCAGCACCAUUAACUCCGAACGUCAUCCCAGUGGGCGGGUUUACUGCAGGUCCAGCAGGAAAAUUAAGCAAGGAGCUGGUGGAUUACAUCGAUAGCGCAGGCGAUCACGGCAUUAUCAUCUUUACACUGGGGACGUACUGUGCCGCCGUUGAUCAAAGCAUCCUCAAAAUCUUCGCAGAUGCCUUUGCAGAAGUCGACCAGAAAAUCAUAUGGCAGAUCGAAGAUACAAUGAAAAGAUCCCUGAACUUUGAUAUACCCGACAAUGUCAAGAUGUUUCCUUGGAUACCACAAAACAAUCUUUUAGGUCAUUCGAAGACACGAUUGAUGAUGUAUCAUGGUGGUAAUAAUGGUCUUCAUGAGGCGUUGUACCAUGGAGUACCCUUGAUAAUGGUUCCAAUUAUUGGUGACCAGCACGACACUGCAACCCGUGUUGUCGAGAGAGGAACUGGAAUUCGGAUAACCAGACAAGAACUAAGUAAGCUCAAGGUGGUUGAGUCGCUGAAGGAAGUCCUCUCAAACAACAAAUACAAAGAAAAGGCUUUGCAGUUGUCAUCUAUCUACAGACAUCGUCCCCAGACUUCAACAGAACGAGCAGCAUUCUGGAUUGAGCACGUGAUUCAGUUUGGCGGACAAUACAUGAAAUCACCUGUACCUAAUAUCAGCUUGUUCAAACUUUACCUCGUCGAUGUCAUUCUAUUCCUUGCUCUGAUUGGUGGAAUGUUUUUCUACGUCACGUACAGAGUUGCUCGAGUGCUCUUUGCUCUUCUGUGGAACACUAAUAUUGAAGAGAAAUAUAAACUAUCUUGAUGCUUGUCGGUCAUGUUGAUGGGUUUAUACACACACUAUUGUGUACGUGUCUAUUCCUACUGGGAUUGAAAGGGAAUGAAACCUUGGAACAGUUAGCUGGUAUGAAAGCAGAAUAAUGAAAGAAUAAGAUCAACGACAGUUUUAGUAAAGCUGUACAACAUUUAAAAAGUUAUGAGCAUUUUAAAUGUUGAGAACACUAGUGCUAUAUUCUCGCAUUUGCAUUGCGAACAAGAUCGGUGAUGUCGUACAACUUCUCACCUAAAACAUACCCAAACAUUUUCUUUUGGGGCUCAUUAUAAUGAUGAUAUUAUACAACACUUAUAGCGCUUAAUACAACUUUUAUA